CGUUCCGUUCGCAGGCAGGAGCUGGUAGUGGUGUUGAUUCCUCUUUCAAUCGGACCUUGAUACAUAUUUUCAACUGUCCUUAUAAUAGAGUCGAACGCAUUUGAUUUUAAUUGGAAUAUCUUGAAGCAGCGCGUAGGCUAAUCGUCGUUUCCUAACAUUUUCGAGGUCUGUGUCUGGGGCAAUGGUGUGACUUUAGUUUUCCUUAAAUCUUCUCCACCAAGUUGAGAAAACAUUCUAACCUGCGGUCUCUCCAUAAUUCGAGCUCACGAGCCAGCUACAUGUUUCAUCCGGCCAGUUUCAAAAGUAGCUGGUUCCGGAUGUUUUUUACCCAUUUCUUAGGGAAGCAUUAAACUUCUUCAUUUGUCUUUGGGAGUGUGAGUCUAUCGAAGGAGGUGGUCGAGGAUAUAAAACACGGAUUUUCUUUGGGUUUCUUGAAGCCUGCAAACAUUUGUUUUUGAAAAGUGAUGGCCGAGCGGGGAGCACGGUCGCUCCUCUCUCUCCUCUGUCUCACCUUCUUCUACCCUGCGACCACAUAUACAAGACAUGCCGACAAAGGUGUGGCGGAACCCUUCAGCCCGUUCUGGUUCUCGGUGGAGCCACAGGACACGCUUGCCAUCCGGGGCGCUGCGGCGCUGCUCAACUGCUCCGCCCACAGCGAGGCAGCCACGCCGGCGCGUGUGGAGUGGAAGAAGGACGGCACCUUCUUGAGCCUGGCAUCGGACGAGCGGCGGCGGGUGCUGCCUGACGGCUCGCUGCUCAUCUCGGCGGUGGUGCACUCCAAGCACAACAAGCCAGACGAGGGCACCUACCAGUGCAUGGCCACCAUCGACAACCUGGGGACCAUUGCCAGCCGCACGGCCCGUCUCUCUGUAGCAGGUAUGCCCCGCUUCGCCAGUCAGCCUGCGCCAGCCAGUGUGCGCCCGGGCGACAGCCAGGUACUGGCGUGCGACGUCAAUGCAGACCUGGCGGCCUUCGUGCACUGGGAGCGGGAACGCGAGCUGCUUGAUCUGGGCACGCGGCGGGUCCAGCUGCCCAGUGGGGCCCUGGUGAUAAGCAACGCCUCCGAGGCAGAUUCUGGAAUGUACCGCUGCGUGGUGGAGAAUGCCGGACCAGCCAAGACCAGCGAGGAGGCUCAGCUCCUGGCACUGCCAGAAACCGGAGAGGAAAGAAAGCUGGAGUUCCUGGUGCAACCGCUUCCUGUGACCAAAUCAGUGGGGGAAAAUGUGCUGCUGCCAUGCGUGGUGACAGGCUACCCAGCUCCCUAUGUCCGAUGGAUGUUUGGCGACAAACUGGUUGAAGAAAGUGAGGGGCGUUUGGAGGUGGUGGGUGGAGGCAGCCUGCAGAUCCUCAACUUGACGCAGGAGGAUGCCGGAGACUACACCUGCAUGGCCGACAACACCAACGACACCCUGGAGGCCCAGGCGGGGCUCACUGUGCAGGUCCCCCCCCAGUUCCUGAAGCGGCCAGCCAACAUCUACGCCCGCGAGUCCAUGGACAUCAUCUUCGAGUGUGAGGUCACAGGCUCGCCAGCUACCACUGUGAAGUGGGUGAAGAACGGAGAUGCCGUCAUACCCAGCGACUAUUUCAAAAUCAUUGAGGAGCAGCACCUGCAGGUGCUGGGGCUGGUCAAGUCAGACGAGGGCUUCUAUCAGUGCCUGGCGGAAAACGAUGCAGGGAACGUGCAGUCCAGCGCCCAGCUGAUCAUCCUGGAACACGACGUAGCCCUUCCCUCCCCUCUUCCCCCCUCACUGACUCCUGACACUACUGACCAUGUAACGCCAGGCUCCGGAGGCGCUGCCGCCCCCGCCGGCCCCGCCCCCUCCGCCCCCCGAGACGUCGUGGCCUCGCUAGUCUCCACCCGCUUCAUCAAGCUCACCUGGCGCCCGCCGGCCGAGCCGCACGGAGACGAGCUCACCUACUCUGUCUACUACAGCCAGGAGGGUACCAGCAGGGAGCGGAUCUUGAACACCAGUCGACCAGGCGAGAUGCAAGUGACCAUCCAGAGCCUGAUGCCUGAUUCCAAGUACAAGUUCAGGGUGGUAGCGCACAACAGGAAUGGUCUGGGGGAGACUUCAGCCGUACUCAAGGUGGCCACCCAGGCUGAAGUUCAAGUCCCUGGCCCUUCCCCCAACCUACAGGUCGUAUCAACCAUGCCCUCAUCCACCACACUGAGCUGGAAUACGCCCCUCACGGGCAAUGGAGAGAUCCUUACCUACAAGCUGUACUACAUGGACAAGGCCUCUGGCAUCGAGCAGGACGUUGACAUUGGGACCCUGUCCUACACCAUCACAGGCCUGAAGAAGUACACCGAAUACAGUUUUCGGGUGGUGGCUUACAACAAGCAUGGCCCGGGAGUGUCCACCAACGACGUGAGCGUCCGGACUCUGUCUGAUGUUCCCAGUGCUCCGCCUCAGAAUCUCACUCUGGAGGUCCAGAACUCAAAGAGCAUCAUGGUCCGCUGGCAGCCCCCACCCCCUGGCACCCAGAAUGGGGAGAUUACCGGCUACAAGAUCCGUUACCGGAAAGGCUCCAGGAAGAGCGAAGCGGCUGAGACCACCAGAGGCACACAGCUCUCCCAGCUCAUCGAAGGUCUGGAGCGAGGGACAGAGUACACUUUCAGAGUAUCGGCCAUCACAGUGAACGGAACUGGACCCGCCACAGAGUGGACCACAGCUGAGACGUUUGAGAGCGACCUGGAUGAGUCCAGGGUGCCGGACAUCCCCAGCUCCCUGCAUGUGCGUCCGCUGGUGAACAGCAUCGUGGUGAGCUGGACCCCGCCAGAGAACCAGGACAUUGUGGUUCGUGGCUACACCAUCGGCUACGGUAUCGGCAGCCCCCAUGCACAGACCAUCAAGGUGGACUACAAGCAGCGCUACUACAGCAUUGAGAACUUAGACCCCAGCUCCCACUAUGUGAUAACCCUGAAGGCCUUCAACAACGUGGGGGAGGGCAUCCCUGUGUACGAGAGCGCUAUCACCAGGCCACAGUCAGAACCCAUAGACCCUGACGUUGAUUUGAUUGAAUUCUUCCAUCCUCCAUACACGCCAGUACCAGACCCCACCCCCAUGCUGCCCCCCGUCGGCGUUCAGGCCUCUGUGCUGAGCCACGACACCAUCAAGGUCACCUGGGCUGACAACUCACUGCCCAAGAACCAGAAGAUCACUGACGCCCGCUACUACACCGUGCGCUGGAAGACCAACAUCCCUGCCAACACCAAGAUGAAGACUGCCAACACCACCAACCUGAGCCACAUGGUAACCGGGCUGAAGCCCAACACUCUGUACGAGUUCUCCGUCAUGGUGACCAAGGGCAGGAGGACCAGCACCUGGAGCAUGACCGCUCAGGGAACCACGUUUGAGACUAUACCCAGCUCCUCCCCCAAAGAUGUGACGGUAGUGAGCAAAGAGACUAAGCCGAGGACCAUCAUCGUAAACUGGCAACCGCCCUCGGAGGCCAACGGCAAAAUCACGGGCUACAUUAUCUACUACAGCACUGAUGUGAACGCAGAGGUGCACGACUGGGUGAUCGAGCCGGUGGUGGGAAACCGUCUGACCCACCAGAUCCAGGAGCUCACGCUGGACACCACCUACUACUUCAAGAUCCAGGCACGCAACUCCAAGGGCAUGGGCCCCAUGUCGGAGGCGGUGCACUUCCGCACGCCCAAGACUGAAUCCUCUGACAAAAUGGCUAAUGACCAAGCCUCUAAUUUGCCAAUAAAACCAGGCAGCAACCAGCCACCUCCAAACCAUGGUCCUGGAUCUCCAGUUGGUAACCCAGGGAUGACCGGCAGUGGGGACAACCAUAUCCUGGUCAUCGUCAUCAUCAUCUCUGUUGGAGCGUUCACCAUUAUCGUGGUGGUGGUCGGGGCCUUCCUCUGCACACGGCGCACCACCUCACACCAGAAAAAAAAGCGAGCGGCAUCCAAGUCGUCCAACGGCUCCCACAAGUACAAGGGCAACUCCAAGGACCUGAAGCCGCCUGACUUGUGGAUCCACCACGAGAGGCUGGAGCUCAAACCAAUGGACAAGUCACCAGAACCCAACCCGGUGAUGACCGACACCCCCAUCCCACGCACCUCCCAGGACAUCACCCCAGCAGAGGCCAGCCUGGAGAAGCCCAUGCUGCAGCAGAGACGCAACUCCUACCGUGGACACGAAUCAGAGGACAGUAUGUCUACGUUGUCAGGGCGACGGGGGAUGAGGCCUAAAAUGAUGAUGCCCUUUGAUGCACAGCCCCCUCAGCCCGUGAUUAGCGCUCACCCCAUCCAUUCCCUUGAUAACCAUCACCACCAUUAUCACACGGGCAGCCUGGCAUCCCCGACGCGCAGCUACCUCCAACACCACCAGAGCAGUGCCCACCUGCGCCCGCACGCAUGUGCCACGCCCAGCUCCUAUCUAGACAGGGUGGACUCCACAGAGUCAGUCAGGAACACCCCGAGCGUGGAGCCAGUUAUUACCUCAUCACAGCCAUCCUGCGCGUCCGAACACGCCGACCCGGACGGCAGCUACCACGGCUCCACUGCCACCGAUGAGGAGCCUAGCUUUGCCAGCAACCCGCCCACGGCCCACGUGCGCCCCACACACCCACUCAAAAGCUUUGCCGUGCCCGCCAUCCCUGCCAUAACCUUUGAGUCGCCUGCCCUGCCCAGCACACCGCUGCUCGCCCAGGCUGGGCCCUCCUCUCACCCCCACGUGGUGAAGACGGCCUCCAUUGGCACACUGGGUAGAACACGCACGCCCAUGCCAGUCACGGUUCCCAGUGCCCCAGAUGUGCCAGAGACCAGCAAGAUGUUGGAGGACGUUGACAGUGUGCUUGCCUCCCUUGCCCCUUGCCCCUCCCCCGCCCCCCGCAGUAACCCUGUUCCUCUCCCCCAGAGCUACGAACCCGAUGAGCUGACGGAGGAGAUGGCCCACCUAGAGGGCUUGAUGAAGGACCUGAAUGCCAUAACCACAACCUAAACACACAUACACUUGCGCACACACACAGCUGCAACACAGGCAGACAAACAUUGCACACACACUGACGAACACACUAAAUGAAUAUACAUUUACAUGCACACCAGAAGAAAUACACACUCACGUAAAUCCCCUCAGCAUUCUGGGAGCCAGAGGCCCACGGACACAAAAUGGCUGACGCUCAUGGUUCUCACACCCUUUGCAGAGAAACAUUAAAAAAAAUACUCCAGACUAAACCUUUCAAACUUUGCCUCACCUUGCUCAGUCUCAGGAAGGAGAUGGCCAUUUUAAGAGGAAAAAAACAAGAUGCUUCAACCUUUUUAUGAAGAAACAUUCUCAGAGACGAUAAUCUAACAUUGGUCGCUUUCAGCUGGAUGAUUGUGAAUUUUUCUCAGCAAAAAAAUUAAAAGGUUUGCGUUGCCGUAGUUUUUACGACGGCAAUUAUUAUUAUCUUUAUUUUUUUCCCAAGACAAAAGAAAAAGUCCAAAAUAUGCCGGUAUUGAUGUUGGUGCUCGUAAGGCACAGUCUACACACAGUGUUUGUUUGAUUAGUGUCAUUUCUUUGUGCAUUUCCGUAUCUAUUGCCCUGUUUCAGUGAAGUGAACAUUGGAUAACAGUCCUCUCUCUGUCUCCAUAAAACGGUCAUUUUUAUAGCUAUCAUUUUGAUCCAUUUAUGUCUUUCUCUCCCUGUGCUCUGUCAUAUAUUGUGCCAUGUCUUUAAUUAUUUUUCUAAUAUGUCUUAUGUAUAAUAAUUUUUUACAUGCAUAUCCUAAUAGAUAUGUACAAAUGUUGUUUUUUUAACUGCAUAAUUUUGUAUAUUCCUUUUGGUUUCAUUGUUAUUUGGGAUGAGUGACAAAUGAACUCUCAAAGCUCUUUUUCAAUAUCAACAAGGAAGAUGCCUUGUGCGUGGCUACAGUACAUUUGAAUGAAUUCUUGCAUUCUUCUCUGGCAUUCUGUUGUACAUUGAAAUGUUCAGUCUGUUUAUUUUUUGUGGGAGCUCUGUUUAAAAAGCCUUACUGCUGUGUUCAGGCGUCGACUCAAUAAUGACUUGGUCCUCCUGGGAAGUUGUUUGAGUUACACUGUGACAAUUCUGCCGAGUUCCCUCCUACAAACCAGUUUCGCCUCUGUGUGAGGCUUGGUGCUGAUUUUUCACCUGUUUGUUGGAUAUUAAAUCCUGGCAGCAUCUAUACUGGCCACUCGGCUAGUCGAUUUCUCACUCCAAACCUCACAUUCUACCCAGUUGACCAUUCAUGGCAGUUGAAUCCUGAUAUAUUGUCUGAUAUUCUAUGAAAUGUGUGUCUUGUUUCCAAGAGAGCCAAUAUUUGGUUGAAGAGGUUUUCUUUGUUAAACGAGGUUUUAUCAAUAAUGGAGAAGUGGUUUAAUAUUACCUGAGGUCUCUUUCAGACACUACAUGCUGUAUAGGCUCUUUUUAAAUGUUACAUACAAAGAUGUUGGCCUUUUGAAUAGAACUCCCUGAAUCAGUUUUUUUUUUUACUUGUAGUUUGUUUUGUAUGAAGAAAGAGAGAAACGUGUUCUUUACACAAUUACAAUGUAAAAAGAAAAAAAUUAAAAUAUGUUGAUGUAAGAAACUAGUUUUUCAUCUACCCUCUUACCCAAAGAAAUUUGUCAUUGCAAUCAUAGUUGUUUUCUCUACUUUUGUGAAUACCAUGUUUCUCAUAAUGUACAUCCUCAUGAAUGUCAAUAUAACUGUAAGAGAUUUUAAACUAUGGAUUCAAAAGGAACAUGUUAAGAAAAAUGUUGAGCAAAGAGGAGAAAAUGACCUGGACUAUUCAUUGGGAAAUAACCUAUUAAGUUGUAGACAGUCAAACCUGUAUUGCACUUUUUCAAUUUUUGGAAAAAUACAUUUCUUACAUAUUUUGUGUUUUAAAUAGAAAUCUAUGUUUGUGUAACGUAGUGUCCUAGGUUAGCAGCAGGCAGCUCGUCUUGUUUUUAUGUUCAUUUUGCUUCUGAGAUAAUAUGAAUUUGAGCGGCGGGGGUUUUACUGUGCUGCUGAUGAGGAAUUAUGUUGUUGCUUGUUUCUGUACAGAGAUCUCUUUUUGCUUUCUGUAGAAAAUUCUGUGGCUUUUUAAAAAAAAAUCUAAAAAGUUUGGAAAAAAUAAGAUCUUUUUUUUUUUUAUUGGUGCUCCUAUACUUUGUGUAUACAAACUAUUAUUAAUACUAACAAAGUU
This is a messenger RNA of Osmerus eperlanus (European smelt), 7143 nucleotides long. It is a transcript of the gene neo1a, whose product is annotated as neogenin 1a. The coding region runs from base 465 to 4958 and encodes 1497 amino acids. The record is from RefSeq and is a predicted model, not a curated record. The transcript has 29 exons. Gene Ontology annotation, molecular function: protein binding. Gene Ontology annotation, cellular component: cell surface; axonal growth cone; plasma membrane. NCBI's taxonomy places the organism in Eukaryota, Metazoa, Chordata, Actinopteri, Osmeriformes, Osmeridae. Gene Ontology annotation, biological process: axon guidance; cell-cell adhesion; neuron migration.